AUGCGGCGCAGCGGCUCCCGGAGCGCAGUCCUGGCCCCGGCCUCGGGGGCUCACGACGCCUGCCAGCUGAUGCGAGCCCCGCUGGGCCCGGACCCCGCGCCCAGGACCGUGCUGGGGGUGCUCACGUACAACGGGCAGUUCCGCAGGGCCUGCGGCCAGGGGGUCCCAGCCGACAGGUGCUUCUCGGGACCGGAAAAUGCCCUCCCUGCGGCUGGGAAGAAGGCAUUGGCUGACUGCACGCUCCACAUGCCGCCCAAGCAGGGCUUCGACAUCUACAUGGACGAGCCCGGCCCAGCGGACGGGGACAGCUGCCCGGGACCCGAGCCGCUGGUGGAGAUGGCCUUCGAGGAGGUGUACGAGGUGGACACGAGUGCACACAAGUCGGACCUGCACUUCCUGCUGGAUUUUAGCACAGUCUCCCCGAUGCUGGUGGAUGCCUCGCUCUACUCCCAGGCCGCAGAUGCCUCCAGCCUGGGCUCAGACGUGCUGGACGUGACGGAGUACGCCGAGGAGAUCCACCGGUACCUCCGGGAGGCGGAGGUCAGACACAGGCCCAAAGCCCACUACAUGAGGAAGCAGCCGGAUAUCACGGAGCGCAUGCGUGCCAUCCUGGUGGACUGGCUGGUGGAGGUCGGGGAGGAGUACAAGCUGCGAGCGGAGACGCUGUACCUGGCCGUCAACUUCCUGGACCGCUUCCUGUCCUGCAUGUCGGUCCUGAGGGGAAAGCUGCAGCUGGUGGGCACGGCCGCCAUCCUCCUGGCCGCGAAGUACGAGGAGAUCUACCCGCCCGAGGUGGACGAGUUCGUCUACAUCACGGACGACACGUACACCAAGCGGCAGCUCUUGCGUAUGGAGCACCUACUCCUGAAGGUGCUGGCCUUCGACCUGACGGUGCCCACCACCCACCAGUUCCUGCUGCAGUACCUGCAGAGGCAGGGCGUGUGCGUCCGCACCGAGAGCCUGGCCAAGUACGUGGCGGAGCUGAGCCUCCUUGAAGCGGACCCAUUCCUGAAAUACCUCCCAUCGCUGAUCGCCGCCGCAGCCUACUGCCUCGCCAACUACACCAUCAACAGGAGCUUCUGGCCGGAAGCCCUGGCUGCGUUCACAGGCUACUCGCUGAGUGAGAUCGGGCCCUGCCUGAGCGAGCUGCACAGAGCCUGCCUGGACAUGCCCCGCCGCCCUCAGCAAGCGAUCAGGGAGAAGUACAAGGCUUCCAAGUACAUGCAGGCGUCUCUCCUGGAGCCUCCUGCGGUCCUGCCCCUUCAGUGA
Molecule: messenger RNA, 1269 nt
Organism: Orycteropus afer afer
Lineage: Eukaryota; Metazoa; Chordata; Mammalia; Tubulidentata; Orycteropodidae
Gene: CCNA1
Product: cyclin A1
Exons: 8
Coding region: 1-1269 (422 amino acids)
Biological process (GO): mitotic cell cycle phase transition; regulation of cyclin-dependent protein serine/threonine kinase activity
Cellular component (GO): cytoplasm; nucleus; cyclin A2-CDK2 complex
Molecular function (GO): cyclin-dependent protein serine/threonine kinase regulator activity
Source: RefSeq, a predicted model, not a curated record